Molecule: messenger RNA, 981 nt
Organism: Moneuplotes crassus
Lineage: Eukaryota; Ciliophora; Spirotrichea; Euplotida; Euplotidae
Source: the annotation of a GenBank genome assembly
UUAUCAUCUAAAAUGAUGCAAAUAAAGAGUGGAACUGGAUUUAUUCUCAUGCUUCAAUCUCUGGAAAGUUGCCUUGAUAAGUCUCUAUGAAAGGCUAAUAGCCAAUAGCUAUUCUGCUGCUUGUAGCUCCGGAUGACAGAUUUUCAUGUAACAUUACAGCAUAGAGACUCAAACAUGCUCUUCUAAAUUAUAGGCUAGCCAGGAUUUGAGAGGAAUACAGAAGGCUAGAAGCCUCCUACUCCCACUAUUCUUCUAGUUAACAUAGGUUGUAGGUAUCAAAGAGUUCAAGGGAAAAAUGGCAAAUAAAAAGGAUUUUGGUUUCAAAUGCGUUUCUCAGUAGAUUUACACUUCUGAGGAAGAACAAGAAAAUUCCUAUCAUCUAUCAAAUCCUAUGUAGAGACAGACUAUAGGAAAAAUAAUGACAUCUCCCCGUUUCCCUGGAAAUUGCUGAUGUGUAAGUAUGACUUCAACCCCUUCACACUAAUGGGACAACAACUUGGGUUUGGAAAUUUAUUUCAAGCUGGAAAAGUAAUCUGUCUCUGAUGAAGUUAACACUUCUGAACAUGGAAUGUGGAUCAAUAAAACGGUCGCUGAUCAGUCCAGAUUUUCUCUAAAUUAGUCAGAAUGGAAGCUGAAAUUCAUAAAUGACUUUUGAACCAAUCAGAUUUAAAAAUGAUAUCCCAGCCCUCUACGCCUACUUUCACUUCAACUGCCAAACCCCCCAAAUUCUCUUCCUGAAAUCUCUAUAGGUCAAGUCUCAGUGGCUGGUAAUGCGGUUUACCUAGAUCUUAUUAGUCACUCAGAAGCUGGGUGAAAGCUCGUAGGUUGGUGAACACCCAAACCUGAGAUUAGAGACCAAUAGGGGCCAUGGGUGUACCGGAAAACUGAGUUUGGAAGAGAUAGAACUAUUGGAUGAAGUGUGGAGACAUGAGCUAUAUUUCCAGAAAAGAGCCUAAAUUUGACAGUUUCUUAGAAUUAUCG